Molecule: messenger RNA, 1027 nt
Organism: Arachis duranensis
Lineage: Eukaryota; Viridiplantae; Streptophyta; Magnoliopsida; Fabales; Fabaceae
Product: lupeol synthase-like
Exons: 5
Coding region: 1-573 (190 amino acids)
Biological process (GO): triterpenoid biosynthetic process
Cellular component (GO): lipid droplet
Molecular function (GO): intramolecular transferase activity
Source: RefSeq, a predicted model, not a curated record
AUGCUGGGAUUGGUUAUAUUCAGAGAGCUUUACCCAAAUCACAGAAGGAAGGAAAUAGAUCAAUCAAUUUCCAAGUCUAUCCAUUUCAUUGAAAGCACACAGAAUCCUGAUGGCUCUUGGUAUGGUUGUUGGGGGGUUUGUUAUACAUAUGGCACAUGGUUUGCUGUGGAAGGACUAAAAGGCGUUGGAAAGAAUUACCAUAACUGUUCUGCAUUGCGCAAAGCAUGUCAAUUUUUGUUGUCAAAACAACUUCCUAAUGGUGGUUGGGGUGAAAGUUACUUGUCAAGCCAAAACAAGGUGUAUACAAAUUUAGAAGGCAACCGUGCAAAUAUAGUUCAAACAUCGUGGGCUUUGUUGUCCCUUAUCGGCGCAGGGCAAGCUGAGAUUGAUCCAAUACCCAUACACCGUGGAAUGAAGUUACUAAUCAAUUUACAACUGGAAGAUGGAGACUUCCCUCAACCGGAUGCCACAGGAGUAUUUUUUAGGAACUGCUUCUUGAACUAUGCAUCGUAUCGAAUGAUAUUUCCUAUUUGGGCUUUGGGAGAAUAUCGCAGCAGAGUUUUGCAUACAUGAACCACUGCAUCCAUAAUAAUUUAAUUACCAAAGUUAUCGAAUUCUCGAAUUCACUCCUACACUUUUUUAAGUUGCUUUUAUCAUAAUAAUAUGGUUGUUUGUGUACAAUAUGUAAAAUGUGUUUCGUAUUUCGUAUGUAUUUGUUUGGCUUUGAUACAAGUUGUCUUUCCGCAAACAUAAUGCAUCUUGUUCUUUAAUAAUGUAAGCAGAAUUUAUAUAAAUAUUUUAUUUAAUUGGUCGUACUUUAAUUAGUCAUCCUACUUUUUUUUCUCCGAGUGAGAAUUAGUGUUGAAGAUGGUUUCUAGGAGAGAAUCGCCAGAGUUUUGUAAGCAUGAAGACCACAUCCAUCAAAGGUUGUGAUCUUAUUUAUGUGCUAUAGCUACCAUCUAUAGUAUGAUUAACAAUGUUACCUUGUAUGAUUAUCAUGAAUAAUAUGCUUGCCUGUCUACAACAA